Messenger RNA from Brassica oleracea var. oleracea, 820 nucleotides. RefSeq names its product protein RESTRICTED TEV MOVEMENT 3-like. Lineage: Eukaryota; Viridiplantae; Streptophyta; Magnoliopsida; Brassicales; Brassicaceae. The record is from RefSeq and is a predicted model, not a curated record. The annotation marks the transcript as partial. The transcript is spliced from 4 exons. Gene Ontology annotation, molecular function: protein binding.
UCUUCUCUUCAAGUUGCAAGGGCAAGGCCACAUCACGUUCUCUUCAUUUUCUUGAUAGUUCGAUUGAGUAGAAUCCAUGGGGAAGCCAUUUAAUAAGAAGAUAACUUGGGUGAUCAAGAAUUUCUCCUCUUUGAAAUCUGAUCAAUUCAAUUCUGAUAAAUUCGUGGUCGAUGGCUGUAAAUGGUAUAUUUAUGCCUAUCCCAAGGGAAAAGAUAACGAUCACUUGUCCUUGUUUCUGGAAGUCGGCAAUUAUGAAUCAUUGCCUAUUGGAUGGAGAAGACACGCAAAAUAUUCAUUUACCAUAUCAAACCAACGUUCAGAAAAACUCUCCAGAAAACAUGAAUCACAACAGUGGUUUGAGAAGAAGAGUCCCGGCUGGGGUCGUCUAUCCAUAAUGCCCCUUAACGAGCUCCACGCCAAAGAUGCCGGAUUUCUUGUAAACGGGGAUCUCAAAAUUGUUGUUGAGAUAGAUGUUCUUGAAGUUGUUGGCAGAUUAGAUGUGACAGAGGAAACUUCAACAAUAAUAGAAACAAUGGAUGUUAAUGGGUUUCAGAUUCUUCCUUCACAUGCAGAAUCUGUGAGCCGUAUGUUUGAAAGACACUCGGAGCUUGCAUCUGAGUUCCGUCCAAAGAACCCAAAUCUAAGGACAGCUUACAUAAGUUUUCUACUCAGUCUGAUUGAGACUAUGUGCCAGUCACCGCAGGAGCUCUCCCAGGAUGAUCUGACUGAUGCUUAUGCUGCAAUGGGAUUCAUGAGAGAUGCUGGAUUUAAGCUGGAUUGGUUGGAGAAGAAGCUUGAUGAGGUGUCGGAGAAAAAGAAG